Molecule: messenger RNA, 503 nt
Organism: Talpa occidentalis (Iberian mole)
Lineage: Eukaryota; Metazoa; Chordata; Mammalia; Eulipotyphla; Talpidae
Product: forkhead-associated domain-containing protein 1-like
Exons: 3
Source: RefSeq, a predicted model, not a curated record
UGACUUUUGCUGUUUGUCUAGGAAAUAGAUUCAAAAGAGCAAAAAGAAGAUGUUUUAAACAAUAAAUUAAAGGAUACACUGGCCAUGUUGGAAGAGACUCAGAAAGCAAAGAUGUCGGAGAGUCUCAAAGCAGAGGGCCUCGCCUUGAAGUUGAAGGAGACACUGGCUGAGCUGGAGACAGCCAAGACAAAAAUGGUCAUGAUGGAGGAGCAGAUGCAUCUGCAACAGCAGACAGUAAAGACCUUCCAGGAAAAGCAAGAAUCCCAGAAAUAUGAGUUUGAAGAAGAAAUCAGGCAGUACAAGGAACAAAUCAAGCAACACUCACAGACCAUCGUGAGUCUGGAAGAAAGACUCCAAAAAGUGACUGAACACCAUAAAAAAAUAGAAGGAGAGAUUGCAACGUUGAAAGACAACGACCCGGCUCAGGAGGAGAUACAGCAGGAGGCUCCGGCAGCACCCCAGUCCAUGGACAACACCAAAGAUUCCGUGUGCGACCACCUGAU